Messenger RNA from Sclerotinia borealis F-4128, 1620 nucleotides. The record is from the annotation of a GenBank genome assembly. NCBI's taxonomy places the organism in Eukaryota, Fungi, Ascomycota, Leotiomycetes, Helotiales, Sclerotiniaceae.
AUGUCAUUUGAUUUGGGAAUUGGCCAGAUCAUAUCCUUGACGCAGUUAUCAUGGGAGACGUUUCAAAAUUCCAAAAAAGCAGGCGACGUCUAUUCGCAGAUUUCUCAGGAAUUAGGGAAUCUACAUAUGAUAUUGGAAAGCCUACGAGGCCAAUCUGACCACCCGAGAUCCCUGUUAAAUCAGGAGAACAAUGGAGCGCUCAAACAAUUACAUAUCAUUCUCAUAGGAUGUGAUGAUAUGCUGGAAGAUAUCGACGAGUCCUUGACCAAAUACAACGGAUUGUCCCGGGAAACGGGAAAGGCCAAGAGACUUGGGCUGAAGAUCUUGUUUGGAAAUACUGACAUGAAGGACGUACCGGAGAUCAGGCAAAGGAUAUCGUCUUAUACAUCGAGUAUCACCGCGUUUCUUGGCGUACUGGCAGUGAACUCGUUGGGGAAGGUUGAGGAAAGUACGAGGCAUCAUUUGCUGGAGACUAAACGGUUUCGAAGGGAGUUCCGCUCGUUUGCAUCAUUACAGGAACACAAUAGAGGCAGAGAUGAAUCAGAUGCAGCGACGGUAUUAACGACUCAUACCAAUGACGAUAAGGCGGUUUGGAGAGAGUUUAGGAGAAAAGCAAUCAAGAAUGGAUACUCUAGCGGUUUUCUGGAUGAGCAUAUGCCAGAUCUGCUGGAAUAUAUGGAGAAGUCGGGCCAGAAAGGCGCGUUGAAAGCUCCUAAGCUUCAAGUCGAUGAGAACCAAAGAAGACAUAGGGCCACCAGCAUACCAAGAUAUCAGAGCUCUGGCGAUGACAACGAAAGACGACAGCGAUUGGCCCCUCCUGUGGCAGCGUCUCUACAUAGGGCUACCAGUAUACCAAGAUUUCAGAGCUCUCACGAUGAUACUACUACAGAUUACUGCCAACCUCGAUUGAAAAAGUACAAAUCCCCGAGAAGAGUGGCAAGUUUUACCGACGACGAGACGACUAUUGCUAUGUCGUCGGAAGAAGCCGGCGGAAAGGUCCCACCGCCGAGGAAAGGGAACUUUAGGGAUGUCACUGAUUGGCUCUGGGAUGAUCAGCCUAAUAUUAGAUGUGGGCCUCCGACCAGAGCAGAUUAUACUUCUGCAUCCAGAAUGAAACUUUAUCAUACAUCAAAAAGACAAGACAAAAGAAAAUACACAAUGACAGAGGAGACACACAGAGAUCCUCCACUACCAGUGUACGAUGAGGAUUAUUAUCCCAGAAUAGAUCCAAACGAUGGGAGGAGAUUCGAUACCGACAGACACCACCAAUCUCAGCGAGAAAAAGAAAAAGUUUACACCCCUCCCCAGGCUUCUAGUCGAGGAAGCCGUGCCGACCCAAUACACCGCCCUAACCAGUCCAAUAAAAGACGCCUCCAGACCAAGCGCGAUAAGGAUCAUCAUCGCGAUAUGUACGAUUCUUACUCCGAUUCAUCAAAAGAAGUCAAAGAUCCAAUGGAUGGAGAGAGUGAAUGUUAUGACACACCGGAAGAUGACGACUUCGAUCUUGAUUCAUACAGAUAUCGACACUCUAAGAGGCUUCCAAGCUCAAUCAAUAUAUACAGAAACAGAUAUCUCAAAUGGAAGUUUGAUAGGACAAUUGCCAAUUAUCGCAAUCUUUGA